Sorex fumeus (smoky shrew) is the source of this 4197-nucleotide messenger RNA. RefSeq names its product macrophage stimulating 1 receptor (gene MST1R). Bases 1 to 4197 code for a protein of 1398 amino acids. Gene Ontology annotation, biological process: positive regulation of kinase activity; nervous system development; cell migration. The transcript has 20 exons. The record is from RefSeq and is a predicted model, not a curated record. Gene Ontology annotation, cellular component: signaling receptor complex; membrane. Gene Ontology annotation, molecular function: transmembrane receptor protein tyrosine kinase activity; ATP binding; protein binding. Lineage: Eukaryota; Metazoa; Chordata; Mammalia; Eulipotyphla; Soricidae.
AUGGAAUUCCCCCCUCCGCCGUCGCGGCGCUCCCUGUUGAUGCUGUUGCCGCUGCUCUGGGCGGUGCCGGUGGCUGGCAGCAACUGGCAGUGCCCGCGCACCCCCUACGCCGCUUCCCGCGAUUUUGACGUGGAGUACGUGAUGCCCCGCGCCUCGGCCGGUGGUCCCAUACAGGCCAUGACGACCUAUGGCGGCGACGGGAACGGGGGCGCCGUGUUCGUGGCCACACGCAACCGCCUACAUGUGUUUGGGCCUGACUUGCAGCCUGUCCAGAGCCUGGUCACUGGCCCUGCCGGGGACCCUGGCUGCCAGAUGUGCGCUACCUGUGGCCCGGAGCUCCGUGGCCCGCCGGGAGACACUGAUAUGCAAGUGCUCGUGCUGGAACCGGCGCUGCCCGCACUUAUCAGCUGCGGCACGAGCAUGCAUGGCCGAUGUUUUCUGCAUGAGCUAGAGGCCAAUGGGACAGCCCUGCACCUGAUGUCACCUGCCUGCCUCUUCUCAGCUCCCAACAACCGGCCCGAGGACUGCCCGGACUGCGUGGCCAGUCCACUGGGCACCCUCGUGACCGUGGUUGAGCAGGGCCAUGCCUCCUACUUCUAUGUGGCUUCCUCACUGGAUGCAGUGGUGGCCUCCAGAUUCAGUCCACGCUCAGUGUCCAUCCGACGCCUCAAGGCUGAUGCCUCAGGAUUCGAACCCGUCUUUCCCGGGCUGUCGGUGCUGCCCACUUUCGUCACUUCCUACCGCAUAGAAUACGUGUACAGCUUUCACUCCGGAGAUUUCGUCUAUUUCCUGACCGUGCAGCCUGUCGUCAAUUUGAAUUCCUCACCUGUAGCUUGGCACACGCGCGUGGCACGGCUCAGCGCCGAGGCUACGGAAGCGGAGCUGGGCGAGUACCGUGAGCUCAAUCUCCACUGUCAAUUCGCCCCCAAACGCCGGCGCCGGGGGGUUGCUGCAGGCACUCAGAGCUACCCUGAGCUGCAGGCUGCCCAUGUCGCUCCGGUGGGCGGCCGAUUGGCAACGGAGCUAAACGUCGCAGAAGGUCAGGAAGUGCUAUUUGGGGUUUUUAAGGCUAACAGAGGCAGCAGCCCAGGUGUGAUCCCCAGCUCUGUGGUCUGUGCAUUUCCCGUCGACCAGAUAAACACCCUUAUUGACGAGGGUGUGAAACGCUGCUGCGAGCCUCCAGUCCACCCCGAAGUUCCCCGAGGCCUCAUCUUCUUCCAGCCGCCCAGUUUGUGCCCUAACCCGCCUAGCUCAGCGGCCCACAGCUCCAACAGCAGCUGCUACCACUUUCCCCUCGGGGUCAGCACCGUCUUCUCACGUGUGGACCUGUUCAAUGGACUCUUGGGACCUGUGCAGGUGACUGCGCUGUAUGUGACACCUCUCGGUAAUGUCACAGUGGCCCAUAUGGGCACAGCUGAUGGACGCAUCCUGCAGGUGGAACUGGCCAGGUCUCUCAGUUACUUGCUGUUUGUAUCCAACUUCUCACUGGGCAACCAUGGGCAGCCUUUGGAACGCCAUGUCAGUCGCCUUGGAGACCACCUGCUCUUUGCCUCUGGGGACCAGGUCUUCAAGGUACCUAUCCGGGGCCCUGGCUGCCGUCACUUCCUCACCUGUUUUCGUUGCCUGAGGGCACAGCGUUUCAUGGGCUGUGGUUGGUGUGGGGGCAUGUGUGGCCAGCAGAAGGAAUGUCCGGACUCCUGGCAACAAGACCAUUGCCCACCAGAGCUUACUGAGUUCUACCCCCGCAGAGGACCCUUGAGAGGCAGUAUGAGGCUGACCUUGUGUGGCUCCAACUUCUAUCUACGUUCUUCCAAUUUGCUGCCUAAUGGUACCCAUCAAGUCACCGUGGGCCAGAGUCCCUGCCGCCUACUGCCCAGGGGCAGCUCAAACCUCAGCCCAGUGCCCCAGAAGGACUUUGGAGAAGAGCUUGAGUGUGAACUGGAGCCCUUGGAUGUGCAGGAAGCCGGAGCUGCCAACGUCAGCCUCACCAUCACCAACAUGACACUGAACAAAUACUUUCGGAUCGACGGCACCGCUGCACUGCCAGGCUUCUCUUUCCUAGAGCCAGUGCUGACGGCAAUCUACCCCCUCUUUGGCCCACAAGCAGGGGGCACUCGCCUCACCCUUGAAGGCCACAGCCUGUCCGUGGGCACCAGCCGGGCUGUGUUGGUCAAUGGAACUGAGUGCCUGCUGGAAAAAGUCAGCGAGGGGCAGCUGGUAUGUACCAUGCCCCCUGGGGCUGCCGUGGCCAGCGUUCCCAUUCACCUGCAGGUGGGGGGUGCCACGGUGCCCAGCUCCUGGACCUUCCGCUACCGGGAAGACCCCAUCAUGCUGGGCAUCAGCCCCAACUGUGGCUACACGGGCUCACACGUGACUAUCCGGGGCCAACACCUGACCUCGGCUUCACACCUCAUGCUGUCAUUCGAUGAUGGGCUGGGGGUCGUGGAGAGCAGGUGUGAGAGGCAGCUCCCUGAGCAGCAGCGGUGCCGCCUGCCUGAAUAUGUGGUCCGGAGCCCACGAGGGUGGGUGCCUGGGAACCUGAGUGCACAGCUGGAUGGAGCUGCUGCCUUCACGCUGCCUGACUUUCGAGUCCUGCCCCAACCUCUCCCACCCACCAUUGACCUUGCCUCACUGAAGCCUGAGGAGCACACGGUUAAGUUUGAGUAUAUCGGACUGGGCGCUGUGGCCGACUGUAUGGAUGUAAAUGUGACUGUGGAUGGCAAGAGCUGCCAAUAUGAGUUCCGCGGGGAUGUGGUCAUCUGCCCACUACCCUCCUCCUCCCUGCAACGUGGCCGCUCUGGGGCCCUACUGGAGGUCUGCGUGGAUGACCAGUGUCAUAUCCUGGGCAGGGUGGUGCGGCCAGACCCAGUGGGGGUUCCACAAAGGAUGCUCAUCUUGGCCUUGUUGGCCUUGCUCCUGCUUAUAGCCAUACUGGUCACCGUGCUGGUGGUCAUGUACCGGCGGAGGAAGAAGCUAGUUCUAUCUUCCAAUCCGAGUGACCUGGACCGGAGCACUGGAGCCGUGUCUCUGCCACUGCUCAGCUCAGGCUUUGACUCCCAAACCGGCCUUGCUUCUGACAGUCUGGAUACCAGCUCUCGGGUCCAUAGAGUGUUCUCAGACUCUGGAGAUGGGGCUCCUGUCCCGCUGGUGCAGACCAUGUCCAUCCAGCCCGGGAAUCUGGAUCCAGCGCUCCUGGCUGAGGUCAAGGACAUGCUAAUUCCCCAAGAGCGGGUCAUCACCCACAGUGACCGCGUCAUUGGCAAAGGUCACUUUGGGGUUGUCUACCAUGGAGACUACACAGAUGAGGCCCAGAAUCAAGUGCACUGUGCCAUCAAGUCUCUGAGCCGCAUCACAGAGGUGCAGGAGGUAGAGGCCUUCCUGCGAGAGGGGCUGCUCAUGCGGGGGCUGCACCACCCAAACGUCCUGGCGCUCAUCGGCAUCGUGCUGCCCACAGAGGGGCUGCCCCUAGUACUGCUGCCCUACAUGCACCACGGAGACCUGCUCCACUUCAUCCGCUCACCCCAGCGGAACCCCACGGUGAAGGACCUUGUCAGCUUUGGCCUGCAGGUUGCCCGUGGCAUGGAGUACCUGGCAGAGCAGAAGUUUGUGCACAGAGACUUGGCGGCUCGAAACUGCAUGCUGGAUGACUCAUUCACGGUCAAGGUGGCUGACUUUGGUCUGGCCCGCUACAUCCUGGACAAGGAGUACUACAGCGUCCAACAGCAGCGCCACGCUCGCCUGCCUAUCAAAUGGAUGGCCCUGGAGAGUCUGCAGACCUACAAAUUCACCACCAAGUCUGACGUGUGGUCAUUUGGUGUGCUGCUAUGGGAGUUGCUUACACGGGGAGCCCCACCUUAUCCCCAUGUUGAUCCUUUUGACCUCACUCACUUCCUGGUGCAGGGCCGGCGCCUGCCCCAGCCCGAGUACUGCCCUGAUUCUCUGUACACAGUGAUGCAGCGCUGCUGGGUGGCAGACCCUGCAGCACGCCCCACGUUUGGAGUGCUAGCAAGGGAAGUUGAGAGGGUGGUGAGUGUGCUGCGUGGGGACCACUACGUGCAGCUGCCCGCCACCUAUGUGAAUCUGGGCCCUGGGGCCUCGGCUGAGGAAGACGUGGCGACAGAACAAUCACCAUCCCCACCUGUGUGCAGGCUCACAGAGCAAGCCCGGCCUCUUUCAGAACCACCUCAGCCUUUGUGA